CAAACAUUACCUACUUUCGCUUUUGAAGGAAGCUGAGUUUGCAAAUUAAAGUGUCAAGUUGAAACCUGUAACAUAACCUAACAAGCAGAACAAUGAAAAUGGCAACACGUUCUUACAUUACAAAUUCUUUCAAGUCUGUCAAGACUCCUAAAGGAAAAGACAAAAAGGAACCAACAAAUGAUGGCAAUCCAAGCACAAGUAAAACAGGUGUAGAAGAUGAAUUGAAAAUACUGAGGCAUUUUGAUGUCACAUUAGAAUUUGGUCCAUGUUCAGGUAUAACAAGAAUGGAAAGAUGGGAGAGAGCAGAUAAACAUGGCUUGAAUCCCCCAGUGAUUGUAAAGGAAAUCCUAAAUAAACAUUUACAUGAUGAAGAAUACACAGAAUGUCUUUGGAAAGACUAUCAACUUUAGAGAUACGGAAAGAAAAUCCACCCACCGUGAAGUGUUCCAAACAAGAGACAGAAAUAAACCCAAAUCUUUAUAAUAAUUUAUUGGUAUACAUGUAAAUUGGAAAUCCAUUUAAUCAUUCAGGCUAUGUGUCAUACUUGAAUCUUUUCUUUUUGACAGGUUCAAAAGUUGUCUACAUGGUCUAGUAAUCAGUCUUUCGCUUUUUAUCAAAAUGUUAUAGAUUGGAUUAUCACUACAGAAAAUAAUUAACAAUAAUGCAUGCAUUAUUAUGGAUAUAUUUUAGACUUCAUUUUGGGAGCUUUUAAAAAUAUUUUAGCCAUAGAAAAAUAUUUAUGAAUUUUAUACGCUUUGCAAUACAGUAUACUAUUAUGAUCUUAAAUGCACUCAUAAUGCUAAAGUAGCAUAUACCUGAUUACAGCUAUCCCUACAAGACAAUCUUUUUUUUUACCUUAUCUGGCAUGUUCCCCUCAAUAAGAGAUAGAAUUUGAGACUUAGUUUUCUAAAAAGUUAUGUCAAAUUAAUUAGUAUUGAGUAAAUUCAUAAAAGGAAAGUCUGUUUUAUAUGUCCUUUUAAAAUGUACAGUAAUUUUCAGUAAACACUUUUGUUAGUCAAAUAAUAAUCAUGUUAAAUGCUUAAGUUUAUGUCUCAGAAAAGGAUUUCUAUAAAAUUGAGAAUGGAAAUGGGGAAUGUGUCAAAAAUCUAUCUAGUGAACCAAAAAUGGAGGUAUUAGCAUGCUUAGACUUAUUAUAUUAUAAUUAUAAUUAUUACAUACAUACUUUUUAAUUUAAACAUUUGUUAUAAUUGUUGAUUUCUAUGACUUUGUUGUUGUACUAUUUAUUUUAUUUAUAAUGUUUGUUUUUUUGUAGAAUUCAUAUCAUAAGACAUUGAUGUAUUGUACAAUUAUUUUGACUAGUAAUCUUUUGUGAUGUUUUAUAGUAAUACACCUUCUGUGGUCUGAAACAUUUUUAUAGCUGUGUACAAAAAGUUUUAGUUUCAUUUACUUCAUCUUGUAGUUUAUACACAUUUCUCAUCACUAGGUCUCAUUAUGAUUUUUUUUUUUAUUUUGUAAAAAUUUAGCACAACCUGUGUGUAAUUGGGCAUUUGGUGGUUAUCAAAUGAAGUCAUUUAUUUAUGUUUGUUUCGAUUUUCUGUAAUAUCAACUCUAGUGUAUGUACUUUUCUCCUCAAUUGUGCCAAUCUUGAAUAUGAACAAAGAACAUGCUGGAUGCACAUUAAUGAAACAGUAACCAAAGGUCACACAAUAACAUCAAAGUAUAGUAAUAGUUUAAAGCCGUGGUUUCUUGUGAUCAAGGCACAGAGUAUCAAUAUCUGAAACUUACUGCAUUUAUGGUACUUUCUAAAUACCCAUGUUCUUUAUUAGAUAUAUUUAACAAUAUGAAUUUAUAUCAACUAUCAACAUAUGUUUAUUGCUUAUAUUGAUUUCUUCUUUUUCUGUAAUGUUAAAGAAAUACAUGUUUUUGUACCAUAACAAGUACUUUAGCAAAAGCUUCAGUUAAAGCAUGUAGAAUGUUGGUAAAAUUGAAGACUAAGUUUUGAUGAAAAGUUCUGUCAAAUUCUAGUAGUAUUGAAUAAAUUAACAAGGGGUUAGUUUCUCUUACAAUGUCCUUUUACAAUUUUUCUGUUAGUCAAAUAACAAUUAUGUUAAGUGUUUAAGUUUAUGUUUUAGGUAAAGUUUUUAAUCUAUCUAGCAAACCAAAAAUGUUCGUAUAAGUAUGCUUAGACUUUUAUAUCUAUGUAUUGCAGAAGUCGUAUUACAUAUUGGGUACCUAAUUUAUAAUUUUGAUAUUUGUUAUGAUUGUUGAUAUCUAUCACUUUGUAAUUGUGUUAUUUAUUCCCUUUGUAGAUGUUUGUUUUUUUGUAGAUUUUGAAUUAUUAGACUUUAAUAUAUUGUACAAUUAAA
Messenger RNA from Mytilus trossulus (common blue mussel), 2327 nucleotides. RefSeq names its product DNA polymerase delta subunit 4-like. Gene Ontology annotation, molecular function: DNA-directed DNA polymerase activity. Gene Ontology annotation, biological process: DNA-templated DNA replication; DNA synthesis involved in DNA repair. The transcript is spliced from 4 exons. Gene Ontology annotation, cellular component: delta DNA polymerase complex. The record is from RefSeq and is a predicted model, not a curated record. NCBI's taxonomy places the organism in Eukaryota, Metazoa, Mollusca, Bivalvia, Mytilida, Mytilidae. Bases 93 to 410 code for a protein of 105 amino acids.